Molecule: messenger RNA, 1352 nt
Organism: Microdochium trichocladiopsis
Lineage: Eukaryota; Fungi; Ascomycota; Sordariomycetes; Xylariales; Microdochiaceae
Exons: 1
Coding region: 340-942 (200 amino acids)
Source: RefSeq, a predicted model, not a curated record
GCUUUUCGGACAACAAGGCCCGCGAUCUGCCAAGGCCAGCAUAUCAUACGAUGGCCUAUCUAGCCACUCAGUCUAGUGGUGAUAACAACUCCGCUGACUGACAUGGCAGGUUCUGAAGCAUGUGUCCGGGACACCAGUGGUAUUGGCGGCACUCAGUCCGGCACUCGGGCACGGGGGAGCAUGCCGUGAUCGAGAAACACUAACUGCCCUCCCUCGUGCUUGAGAUUGGGAGCGAAGCCCUAUAAAAACAACCAUGACGGCGCUUCCACAUCAUGUAUAAUCAUCCUCGCAUCAUCUCACGCUCGUUUUCAUACCAACCCAUUUCGGCCAACUGUCAAUAUGAAGUUUACCACUGCCACCACCAUUGCCAGCGUGCUGGCCGGAGUUCAGGCUAUUAAUUCCUCCUGGGCAAGCUACAGCGCGGCCCCAUCCAAGCUCCAUGACAUGCAAGCUCGGGGUGGCGCCCACCACGGCUGGGAGACCAGCAGCUUCGUUCACGCCAACACCACUUCGAGCCACCAUCACCACCACUCAUCGUCGACUUCGACCACGAGCUCGUACCACCACCACCAUCACUACAACCACAGCUCCUACUCGACACCUAUCUACUACCCCGUCAACACCACUACCACCACCGCCCCUACCAUUGUGACCUCUCUUACCACCGCACCCACUCCUCCGGCUCCCAAGACCACGGCAUACACUGCUUCAGCAGUCGCUCCCCCCGCUCCGGCUCCCGUGGCACCUGCUCCUACGCCUGCGGCCGUGGCCCCCAUUCCUGCGCCUCCGCUCUCGGCCAACCCUGCUCCCACGCCAAAGCCGGUCACUCCGGCCCCUGUCAUUCCCAUCGCUGCCGGUGGCGGCCGUACUGCCGCCCACGAUAUCCCCCGCGAGGUCCUCGCGAUCGUGGCCGGACUUGUUUUCUGGCAGUUCAUGAACUGAGUUUGGGACACUCUACUUUUGACGGCGAGGGGAGUCCGAGUCACAUCAUGUCUGCGCAUGACUGCCUCGCCGAAUCUACCUUUUGGGGACAAGAGGAGUCACUUGGAAUCGGGUUUUCACUCAUUUCCGAUCUCGCACACGGAGGGGAUUCCGCAAGGAUCAAGUGUGCUGGUGGUGGAGGUAAUCGUAAUAUCUGACGGGGAAGGUUAGAAGUCCGAUCAUUUAGUUCUGUAUCUGGGGAAAGAGGAGUAUAAGAGGGAUUCAUUCUGGGUUGACAGGUUCUGUAAUAUGAGAUUCAUUGUCAAUCGAUUUUGUUUUCUUGGAAGGUUUCGUGGUAAACUGAUGUAUGAGGUUGCCGCAGGAUCGUGUGGCUGUGGGUGCUCCAGCUGGGAACGUGGCUGGUUGUGGCU